UGUACUUUAUAUAAGAGUAGAGGUGCUGGUGGGGAAGACACUCAUCCUGGGAGACUCAAACAAUUUACAAAUCCAUAUUACCCACUCGUUUCUCUAUAUAUUUUUAAUUCACAUCAUUCAAGAAAACGUGUUGUGGUGAACAUGGCAGGGGGGACCAAGGCAGACGGUGUUCUCCUUUUCCCACUGCUGUUGUUUCUUUCAUUACAUUGUUCUUCUGCCCUGAAAAGUUCUGAUGCAGACAGAACUUUUGUGAUUGACUACGAAAAUGACCAAUUUCUUAAGGAUGGGGAGCCCUUCCAGUACAUAUCAGGUUCCAUCCAUUACUUCCGUGUCAUACCCUCAAACUGGAGAGAUCGUCUUAAGAAGAUGCGUAUGGCAGGAUUCAACGCCCUACAAACUUAUGUAGAAUGGUCAAGCCAUGAACCAGAGCCUGGUGUGUAUGACUUCACUGGCAUGCUCGAUUUGGAGAGUUUCCUGAAGAUGGCACAGGAGGAAGAUCUUGUGGUUAUCUUACGUCUUGGUCCUUUCAUAGAUGCUGAGAGAGAUAUGGGAGGCUUACCAUACUGGCUGUUGAACAAGAACCCAGACAUGAGACUUCGAAGUUCAGACUCAUCGUACCUGACUUAUGUAGAUGACUGGUAUGGCAAUGUUCUCCUGCCUAAGAUUAAACCGUUACUUUAUGAAAAUGGAGGACCAGUCAUCAUGCUGCAGGUUGAGAACGAAUAUGGCAGCUACCCAGACUGUGAUUUUGCCUAUACAUCACACCUGCGUGACUUGGUACGACAAGGAGUGGGAGAUAAUGUUGUCCUCUUCACCACUGAUGGGGAUGGUGCUAGCUACCUCAAGUGUGGUAAAAUACCGGGAGUGUACAGCACUGUCGACUUUGGCUCUGGGGGAGAUGCGAAGAAAUCCUUUGCUGCCAUGAGGCUGUUUGAACCUCACGGACCUCUGGUGAACUCCGAAUACUACCCUGGCUGGCUUGAUCACUGGGGUGAACCUCACAGUACUCUUGACUCUGAGGUUAUUGCUAAGACUCUGGAUGACAUGCUGGCCUUGAAUGCAUCUGUCAACAUGUAUGUGUUCCAUGGUGGCACCUCCUUCGGUCUGACUGCAGCAGCCAACGUGAACACUGUUGACACUCGAUAUGAGCACAGUGUUGACAUGAGCUUACAGCUCGUGUCUAAAAAAGAACAUGCAUUCAAAUCAUGGACGAGGAGAGUUGUGCCAUGA
Molecule: messenger RNA, 1230 nt
Organism: Cherax quadricarinatus
Lineage: Eukaryota; Metazoa; Arthropoda; Malacostraca; Decapoda; Parastacidae
Gene: Ect3
Product: Ectoderm-expressed 3
Biological process (GO): carbohydrate metabolic process
Cellular component (GO): vacuole
Molecular function (GO): beta-galactosidase activity
Source: RefSeq, a predicted model, not a curated record